Knipowitschia caucasica is the source of this 513-nucleotide messenger RNA. The record is from the annotation of a GenBank genome assembly. NCBI's taxonomy places the organism in Eukaryota, Metazoa, Chordata, Actinopteri, Gobiiformes, Gobiidae.
AUGUCAGGCUCUGGAUCUGGACCAGGGUCCGACUACGAUGAGGGGGAGUUGGUGGAGCCCUGUGAGGAGGAUGCCCAGUCCUCCUACUCCCAGGAGGUGGGGCAACGCGAGCGCUAUCCCCUGGAUCGUUUCUCGCAUCUAGUAACCACCGUGCCGCAUCUGACCGCAUCGGCUGUGGUCAGGAUGUGUAUGGCGAUGCCGGUCCAGCCCGCCUCGCCUCCGGUGGACUAUUUACAGUCCCUCGCUCCCUCCCCCCGGCGACGCAGACGUGAGGUGGUUGCUCCCAGGAUGGAACCGCUGCUGCAUUAUGCCAGCCUGCAGGGCGGCCCUAGUUCCUCCUUCGACAAACCUCGGUGGGGACCGGUCUGCAGGUGGAGGGUUGUGUGGAGAGGUGUUGGCGCUCUUGGGAGAGGCGGCCUGGACACCUCUGCAGAAGGGAUAGGCGCUCUUGGGAGAGGCGGCCUGGACCCUUCUGCAGUCUGCUCUACAUUCCUGGGGUUCAGGUGCUCUUAA